AUGAGCUCCGACGAACACGUCUCAUCAUGGCAUCCCGCUCUGAUGCCUAACAGCAGUGCCUCUGCCACUGCCGACGGCCAUCCCUCCGCUCCUGCACACACCCAACCACCACCGGCCCAAGAUUCUCUGGAGGCAUCCAAGCCUUACGCGCAAGACAGAACCACAUCAUCCACAGACUCGCCCGCGCAUCCCGAGGCAACCGCCGAUCUUGAUGCGUCGCUGAUCAACGAACCAACCGAACCCACGCCCACUUCCGAAGCUACCAUGCCUUCGAUCCCCGACACGAUACCCCAGGACGAGAGCGCCAACAGGCCCUGGUUCGCAGAGGAACCCGUUGCGAAAGAUGAUGCUGAAGAGGACUGGCCCGUGUUUGACCAUCCGACCUCUGCUCCUGCAGAGCCCGAUGCGCUACCGGCCGACGCCGAGACUGCGGCGCCUACGGAAGCAUCACCCCCAGCACCCGAGGUGCAAGCCGCCGGCCCUGUUCUCGGUCACUCGAGCACUGUUUCCUUCGCCCGAACUGUGUCGCAUGACAUCAACUUCCACGAUGACGAGGAAGCCGACUGGAACCUCUCCCGAACCGACACGGACCCCUUCAAGUUCAUGCCGCCCUCUGACAGGACAAACUCGUUCCCGGUCGUUCCCCCAGCGAGCCCGCCCGGCGCGUCGACGGAGACCCGACCGCUUCCCGCCACCGAGGCCCAACAUGUAAUCCAGGCGACGGAGCAGCAUCAGGACGGCUUUGACGCUCCUCUGUCCGAACGAGCAAUCUCUCCAGCCCAACCUCACUUCGCCGACGACCCGUCUGAACCGCCUCAUAUCAAUGGGUUCUCGGAGCAAGCGCAGUAUGUAGGACGCGACAUGACGGGCGCCGAUGAGGACAAUGUCGGUUCGCGAUUCGAGGAAGGUCUGCCUCUCAUCCCUCGCGCGCCCGAGCACACGGAUACUGCCGCCUCAGCCUCCUUCUUCGACAACGAAGCCUCGGCCGACGACGACUUUUUCAGCAAUGUCCAGGAUGCAGGUCACGAUGAUACGCCGCCCACGCUGGAGCGCAAGUCAACGAUGCAGGUACUCGGUGCCUUUGGCACGAACCCACUGUCGCGAGCCGAUACGCUGGAGGAGAUGGCCGAGGAGGAUGAGCAUCAAGCGACGCCGUCGCAGGCCUUGGCUACAGAGGACGACGCCAGCAAGCCCGCUACCGAGGAUCUGGCUGCCAAAUGGCAAGAGGCAUUUGCCGGGGACGAUGAUGACGAAUUCCUGCUCGACGAUAACACUGGCGACUCGAAGCCAGUUGAUCCCGCCGCAUUCUUUGGCAGUGACGACGAAGGCUUCUUGGACGACGAUGACGACGAGACCACGGCACCCGCGCCGGCUGUGCAGCCACCCAGUCUGCCAGCCGCCCAACAGCAAAGCCUGCAAGGACGAUAUACGCCGCAGAGCCCAUCUUUCCCGUUCCCCAAGGCUGCCGCUACCCAGUCGCCUUAUGUUCCUGUGGCGGCGGCGCCGCCCCAGACGCCAACAUCAGCAUAUGCGCCUUCGCCUGUGGUCACUUCAUUCCCAGCCCCAACGUCGUACGCCGCUCAGUCCCAGCCCUCGCCCAGCCAAGCUGCAUAUGGCAUGCCGCCGCCCCCGCGUCCCGAGGCUUCCAAAGCCCAGAGCUUCGCCGACAAGAACAAGGGCGGCUACACCUCGCCCUACGACUUGCCCAUGGAUGUCAAGCCGCGCAAGCGAGCCAGUAUGCAACAGCUGCCGAGAGCUCAGGUGCAAGGCCCCUCCGCGCAGCUACCGCCCAGAAGCUCCAGCAUGUACGCUCCAAGCCCGACCAGCUCCGCACCACCGUCUGCCGGCUUGCCUCCUCCCAGCCCUGCCUCGGCUCUUCCCAGCCCAGGCACGGCGGGACCAGCUGCUGGGCCGAAGCCUCGAGCUGUCACUCCGAGCAAGGAGAACUUUUUCGAGGACCUUCCCAUGACCUCCAGACCCCGUCCGGCCUCGCGCCAGAGCAGCCGCCUGCCGUCUCCAGCUCUUGGCGGUCCUGCUUCCCUGCCGCAGGGACCGCCUCCUGGACCGGCUCCGGGGCCGCCUCCAGCGCAGUACGCGCCUCUGCCACCGAGUCAGUCCAUGGAGCUACCGAAGCAGGAGGCCCCUCCGGCUCCGCCUAGAGCUGAGUCCAGCGGGCUCACCGGACUGGUCGCGCCGCCGCGCGUGAGUCCGUAUGCAGCCUUGCAGUCCACCAGCCCGGGCACGUCGAGCAUACCCAACAACAGUCGCUAUUCUCCAGCGCCGCCUUUGGCGCCGGCUGUGAAUGGCACAGCUCGGCCCGGUUCGGCCAACAGGUACUCGCCGGCCCCGCCAGCCUCCCGACCACCUUCGGCGACGUAUAGCGCGGCGCCGCCCCCAGCCGCCGUGCUCCCUCACCUGCCUCGCACUUCCAGCCCGCUCGCGCACUUCGAGGUUUCUCACGACCGAGCCCAGUCUGCACCUGUCACAAAUGGUGAGCACGGCCAGCACGGCCAGCUCGGCCAGCUCGGCCAGCAGGAUCGACGCAUCAGCGCUCAAUUUGAGCCGAGGGUCAACCGCGUGUCGUCGCUGCCGCCGACGCAGGAGGUUGAGGAAGACGAAGGUGCUAGGGUCGAACAGUCGCCUCAGCCUAUUGAUGCGUAUACCUCUCUUGGCGCGACUCCUGCAUCACCACCUCUUGCACGCCACACCCCACCGCCGUCCGCCCAUGGGUAUGGCCCAUCCAUGUUGUCGCCGCCCAAGAGAGCUGCGGCCAACUACACGCCUCAGCCGCAAUCGAACCCCCUCUCACCCGAGCAGAGGUUCGCGCCCCCGAUGAGGUCGCAGACACAAUCGCCUGGCUCACUCCAAAACCGCUACCAACCCAGUGAAGCUGCUGCACGUCCGGCGUCCUCGCAUGGCGCCGCUCCUCCGCAAGCAGCGCAGCCCGCCAGUGCUCAGCACUCCUAUGCCGCAGCACCUCGCACGGGUCGCCACCGAGCUCCUUCUCAGAGCUUGAACAUGGUCGCCCCUACCGAUGGACGUGAGAAUGACCCCCUCAAGAGGUGGAAGGGAGCACCUGUCUUCUCGUGGGGUAUUGGUGGCACCAUCAUCACAUCUUUCCCCAAGGAGAUCCCACGCUACGGUAUGGGCCAAACGGCACCCAUGAUUGUGCGUACGCCCGGCGAAGUUCGCGUCAAGCAGGUCAAGGACAUUGAGCCUCUCGAAGAUCGGCUGGCCAAAUUCCCCGGGCCUCUCAAGGGCAAAUCGAAGAAGAAGGAGACCAUUUCCUGGCUGACGGCCGGAAUCGAGUCACUGGAGGCAAACUUGCCAGGUCAGACGUACAGCUCUCAAAUCACCCACGAAGACAAGCGAAUGACUGAGCGCGUCCUGCUGUGGAAGAUUCUCAGGACGUUCAUCGAAUUCGAUGGCGCUCUCGAAGGCGGUGCAGAGGUCGAGGCCGCCGUGCGCAACAUUCUCUCGCCAGAAGCAAAAAAGGAUGAGGCAGCAGAGGCAGCUCCUCUUUACGCGGAUGGCGCAGCUGGUGUUGCGUUCCCAGCCACUUCCACGCAGAUGCAGGCAGACGGUGUUGACCCCCAAACAGUCGUCUCCAUCCGCAAGCACCUCCUCGCUGGUGAUCGGGAACAAGCGGUCUGGGCAGCCGUCGACAAGAGGCUCUGGGGUCAUGCCAUGCUCAUCUCGAACACGGUGUCGCCGGAUCUGUACAAGCAGGUCGCCCAAGAGUUUGUGCGCAAAGAGGUCAACCACCCGGGGCAUAACAAUGAGUCGAUUGCUGCACUUUACAAGGUCCUGUCAGGCAAUUUCGAUGAGUGUGUCGAUGAGCUGGUUCCCAGUCAUGCUCGUGCUGGCCGCCAGCUGAUGACCACGGCCGCGACGGCCGAGCCAGCCAAGGACGCCCUUGAUGGCCUCGACAAAUGGCGCGAGACCCUGGGGUUGGUGCUCAGCAACCGAAGCCCGGACGACACCAGGGCGCUGAGCGCACUGGGUGAUCUCUUGUCGACAUAUGGCAGAGCCGAAGCCGCACACAUUUGCUUCCUCUUUGCCCGCAAGACGAUAGUAUUUGGGGGUCUCGACGACCAGACAGCCAGCUUUGUCCUCCUGGGUGCUGACCACAAGACUCAAGCCGAACAGUUCGGCAAGGAGACAGAGGCACUGUUGCUCAGCGAAGUCUUCGAGUAUGGCCUUUCGCUUGCGAACGGGGCCAACUCGGCCGGCGUGCCGCACCUCGCAGCCUAUAAGCUCCAGCAUGCCGCAACUCUGGCAGAGCAUGGCUUCAGGGACAAGGCGCUGCAAUACUGCGAUGUCAUUGCCAACUCGAUCACUGCACAGACAAAGAGGUCUCCGUACCAUCAUCCCCUGCUCGAGGCUGCGGUAGAUGACCUGUCCAAGAGGCUCAAGCAGGCGCCCAAGGGCGAGUCUUCGUCCUGGAUCUCCAAACCCAGCAUGAACAAGGUCUCGGACAGCAUGUGGAAUCGCUUUAACAAAUUUGUUGCCGGCGACGAGGCCGACGGCUCUGGCACCGCCACGCCCGGCGAGCCUGGCGCGGAGACUGGGCCCUUCGGCCGCAUUGCCGGAGGCACCCCUACCAUCAGCCCGUCUCCUUCCGUUUCGAACUUUGACGUGUACGGGAACAACAAUCCCGGCUACCCAGUCACUGCUCCUGUAGCACUGGCACAGGGGACAAGAGCAGCAUCGCGCUAUGCACCCAUGGGAGCGCAGCCGUCUCCACCGACGACUUCGUAUGAGCCGACGUCGGGUUAUACGCCUGCGGCGCAGUCGACUCAGCCGUCGAACGACUAUGGCCGUGCGUCCUUUGAUGCGCCGACCCGCACCUCUAUCGACUCGCAGUCUGGUGUUGCCGCGGGCAGCUAUACACCGCAAGCCUACAACCCUGCACCCUACGGUGCGCCCCAGGACGUCCAUACACCCCAGCCUGACCCCGCUCCGUCUGCCUAUGGUCCGUACGGCGGCUUGCGAGAAGCUCCCGUCAUCACGCACCAGGGAUCGCCAGCGCCACCUGCCGAUGAGCCCACCCAAUUCACUCCUCAGCAGGAUCAGGGGUACCAGCCGCCCUCGUACGGCUAUGAACCUCCGUCAUUUGGCACGAACGCAGGCCCGGAAUCCCAACAGGCCGAGCCCGAGGAUGCUGCAGCUAGCGGAGGAUACGAAGCACCUUCGUACCAGCCCUACAGCUACGAGCCACCGACCUAUGACCCGGGCGUUGAGCCAUCCAACGACGACAAUGACGAUGAUGACAAGCCGAAGCCAAAGAAGAAGAGCUUCAUGGAUGACGACGAGGAUGAUAUUCCCGCGCUGCGGCCGCAGGGGAAAUCCAAGUCGGAGAAGGAUAAGGAGAAUGACGAGAUGUUCAGGAAGGCCGCCGAAGAAGAUGCCAAGAGAGCAGCCGAACAGAGCGCAGGCAAGAAGGGAUGGGGCUUCGGCAGUUGGUGGGGUGGCAAGAAGGACGCCAUGCCGGAUUCCAACCAAGGCAACAAGCCGAUCCGUGCCAAGUUGGGCGAGUCGAGCAGCUUCGUCUACGACCCCGAUCAGAAGCGAUGGGUCAACAAGAAGGCCGGGGCCGAGCAGACACCGGCCAAGACGGCUACACCUCCACCGCCCAAGUCGACCGGCACGCCCCCGCCUCCCUCGUCAUCGGCGCCGCCCAUGGGACCCCCUGGCGGACCCCCUCGGCCGCCUAUGCCCAUCGGCGCAGGCAGCCUGUCAAAGGCUCCUUCGCGCGAGAGCCUCGACAUUCCGGCCGGCCCGCCAGCCAUGGCGCGGUCGGUGUCGAACUCUAGCACAGGGCCACCGAGCGGACCGCCGAGCCGGCCGACGACGAGCAUGAGCAAUGCCAGCAGCAUUGAUGAUCUGAUAGGCGCUGCAGGACCGCGUAGGCCUGGCGCGAAGAAGGCGAGGAAGAGCGGACGCUAUGUGGACAUUAUGGCGAAAUGA
Messenger RNA from Verticillium dahliae VdLs.17, 5970 nucleotides. Its product is annotated as COPII coat assembly protein SEC16. Lineage: Eukaryota; Fungi; Ascomycota; Sordariomycetes; Glomerellales; Plectosphaerellaceae. The coding region runs from base 1 to 5970 and encodes 1989 amino acids. The record is from RefSeq and is a predicted model, not a curated record. Gene Ontology annotation, cellular component: endoplasmic reticulum exit site; ER to Golgi transport vesicle membrane. Gene Ontology annotation, biological process: COPII vesicle coat assembly; autophagy; Golgi organization. The transcript is spliced from 2 exons.